UGACCGCCGGGACUGGCAACCAGGUGGCUAUACAAUGAAAGCUAUCGUAUGUGUUUUUGUGGCCCUUUUGGCCGGCGUAGCGGCCUACGAUGUGGAGCUCUUGACCGAGGACCAGUGGAACCAGCUGGUCGAGCGUAAUCCUGCCAAGCCGGAUACCUAUGGCCUGAUUCUGAACGGAUCGGCCAAGAAGGCCAUCAACGGCCUCAUCAACCAGAUGCCCUGCGGCUGGCCCCAGUACGGAAUCCCCCCCCUGGCCCCCUACACCAACGCUGACCUGCGUAUCCACUUGGCCGAGUCGGUGGUUGAUACCCUGUUGCAGUUCCUGCGCUUCCGUCUCGACGGUCUCGAGGAUUUGGAGAUCAAGAAGCUGAAGGUCAGCUACACCUUCAGCAAGAAGGUCAAGUUCCACUUUGUCUUCAAGAAGAUCUCGGCCAGCGCCCACUUCCUCGACACCGACACCCUGGUGGAUCUGCUCAAGCAACUGGGUCUCUCAGUGCGCUACGAGAGCUCUGGUCCCCUGAGCUUCAGCCUCGAGAAUCUCUCCAUUUCCGGCGAGUUCAAGUACAAGAUGCCCUUCAUCUUUGGCUCCAUCAAGAUCUACAAGUUCGAGUGCGCCGUGUCCUUGGGCGGCGUCUCCUCCAACAUCGGCGGCCUGAUGGGCAACGGCAGGAUCAACGAGUUCAUCAACGACAUGGUCGACAAGGAGGUGCCGGCCUUCAUCAACGGCCACCAGGCCGCCAUCAGCUCCCUGAUCGAGGAGAUCUUUGUGCCGCUGGUGAACGACCACCUCACGGGUCACAAGAUCUGGUACCUGUUCAGUCUGCUCAGCGCCACCACCGGCUCCUGCAACCCCACUCCCGCCCCCUGGCUGGCCGUGGAGCCCAAGAAGAUAGACUAGGUCUCCGCCUAAAACAGCAAUAGCCUAUAGCCAAUAAAAAGCAAAUCAAGCG
Molecule: messenger RNA, 950 nt
Organism: Drosophila bipectinata
Lineage: Eukaryota; Metazoa; Arthropoda; Insecta; Diptera; Drosophilidae
Source: RefSeq, a predicted model, not a curated record